Molecule: messenger RNA, 1024 nt
Organism: Meloidogyne enterolobii
Lineage: Eukaryota; Metazoa; Nematoda; Chromadorea; Rhabditida; Meloidogynidae
Source: the annotation of a GenBank genome assembly
AUAAUUUAUCGAAAUUUUUCUUAACCAUUUCUGCUGUGUGUAUUUCCAGGAAUUGUAACCUUGUGUUUAAUUGACUAUUUAUUUGUGAGUCUUUUAUUGUUUUGGGGCGUGUUUGGUUAUUCCCUAUUUGCCAGGGUGUGUCUCUUCUAAAUAUUUUUGGUUUAAUUCCAAAAAAUUUGGCCAUGUCUUUUACAACUAUUUUUUGUUUAUUAUCUAUAUUUUUUAUUUUUAUAAUCUUUUUGGGUUCUAUUAUAUUUUCUUUAUUUAUUAUAUUUAUUAUUUUUGUUAAUUCUUUUGGUUCAGGUUCAGGGUUAUUUUGUGUAUUUGGGAUUAAUGUUCUUGCUCUUUUUAAUAUGUUAAUAGGAGUACUGGUGAUUAUUUCAGGACGAUGUAUGUGGAAAUAAUUUUUAUUUGUUUGUGUUGUGCCUGUAGGAUAGUAGUAGGGGGUUGAUAUUUUGAUUGGACUAGUCGGUAAAAUUUUUUGUUCUAUUUUAAUUGUUGGCCUUGUUAAAAUUCUAAUAUCGGUUUCAUCUAAGUUCGGUCUUUUGGUACUGGUUACGAUCUUAAAUGGUAUUCCUGUUUUUCUUUCUUCUAUCGGUUUUUGCGUGGUUCUUUUGUAAAUUGGGUUUAUUGUUUUUAAAAUUUUAGUUUGUAUCGUUGGAGUUGUGAAAGUGUUUGUUAUAAUUUUUUCUGUUGUUAUUUUAAUAUUUUCUUUAUUUAUAUUUGGGACUUUAUUAAUAUUUGUUUCUUUUAAAUUUUUUAUAUUUUGGUUUAUAUUUUGGGGCUGCGGUGUGGUAUAUUUUUGUGUUUGUCUAUUAGUUAUUUUUUCUGUUUUAAAUAUACUUUUUGUAGUUAUUUCAGUUUCUUUUUGCGUGGUGGUUUGAAUUGUGGGACUUGUAUUUAUUGUAGGAUAUGUGAGUGAGAUCGUGGUUAAUUUUCUUGCACGUUUUAAUUCUCUCUUUUUCCUUACUAUCUCAUCCUCUUCCUCAUUACCUAAUCCUAUUUCUAAAAAUAAGGGUAUUCU